AUGAGAAGUGAGCGUUGUGGUGAAGCGUUACUUCCACCUUCUGCUUUUAUUGUUACCACUUCUGAUAAACAUUAUUCUUCGAGAGAUUUGGUUCACUAUGAUAUGAAAGGUACUAUCAACUCGACAAUCAAUGAUAAAGGCUGUGAGAUGUUGAUAAUGGAUUCAAAUUUGACUGAAUUAGCUUGGAAUUCAACUGAUGUAAGCUAUUCUAAACAUUUUGAAUUAGACAAGUUAGAUGAAAAAAAAUCUGAUCAUAUCAACAAACUUGUACAUACUUUAAUGAAAGAAAAUGCAUAUUUACUACACAGUCGUACAGACGCUUUGAAUCAACUAAAUAAACUACGAGCAUACAUUGAAUUGGGUAAAACCUCAUCUGAAAAUGCGUUCAAUAUAGAUUUACAAGAACCAUCACAUAAAUGUAUAUGUGAUACAGAACUCUUGGAAAAGUUGAAAUAUUUAGAAAAUAAAAAUUCUCAAUUAAGUCAUGAACUUGAACAGACUAAUAUUCGAAUGCAUAGUUUGCAGGCAAUUUUGGAAAUUCAGGAGAAGCAGUUAUGUAAUAAUAAAAGUGAUUAUAAAAUUCUUGAUACUAAUUAUGAAUCAGAGAAAGUGGAAAGAUUACUUAAUACAUGGCGUAGACAUGUGUUACGCUUACUUAUUGAAAUAGAAAAUCUUAAAAGUGAAAACUCAUAUACUAUAGCCAAAUCAAAACGUGACUAUGAAAGGCUAUCUUCAGAAUUGGAGUCAUUAAAAGCGAAUCUAGAGGAAAGUGAAUUUAAACUAAAGGCUAGGGAUGCUACAUUGGAUAUCGAACAAAAUAAAAGACAGGGAUUAGAAAGAGAUCUGAAAGAUUUGAACACUAAAUUGUCAAUAACUCAGUCGAAUAUGAAAAAAUCACAGGAAAACUACUUUGAAUUCACUUCAAACACUAAGAAUCAAUUAUGUCAAAUUUUAAAGCUUAUACAAUCAUUUAUGAAUAUUUCAGAAACAAAUAUUAUAGAUCAACAAUUCCAUGAGCCUACAACAGUCUAUUCAAUCUUCCAUCGUCUUCGACAAUUAGAAAGACGAUUAAACUUUGCCAAUUCUCGUCUUCCUUUAUUACGUACUCAUCUGUUAUUAUUAUUACAUAACAAGUCAAAGAAUAUAAUCACAAGUUUCACAGACCAAUCAAUACAAACUGACUGUGGACUAAAAUUUUGGAUUGAGAAUAUAUUAUCUGAGUCAGAAAAAGAAGAAAUUAUUACACAGGCUCAAAAUGAAGCAUAUCAAGCUAUUAGAGAACGUGAUCAAGCGUUAGAACAAUUAUCUGAUUAUGUUAAAUCAUUCGAUGAACGUGUUCAUAAUGCUGAGAAAGCAGUUGAAACAGAACUAUGUAAUCUUCGAGAGGAAAACAGAAUUCUGAAUAUGUCUUUGCACGAGGAACAAAAGAAAUUUAAGGAAUGCUCAGAUCAUUUACAAAAUGAAAAAUUAGCCUAUAAUGAUGCCAAACAAAAGUAUACAGAUGAAAAUACACUUUUAAAAGUUGAACUAACUGAAACACAAAUGAAACUUACUAAAGCUUUAUCAGAAUUGCGUCGUACUGAACGUCGUAUUGAUCGAGAGAUUAAUGAAAGAAAGCAGCAAAUAAAUGAUAUGGAAAAUAAUUACAAAUCAAAAAUUCAAACUUUAGAAAAUGCACUUCAUUCAUUCUAUCCAGAAUCUUAUCAUUGCUAUGAUAAUAUACCAAAAUCAUCAGAUAUUAUUCAAAAUAUGACAAAACCAAUUAUACCUACAUUUGCAAAUCAUAUUGAUGUUGAUCAAUCAAUACGUAAACUUGAUCAACUAAUUAAUCGAUUCAAUAGUGACUUAUCAUCAUCAUCAUCAAGUGAUUUAGAAGAUGAAAAAGUUGUUGAUAGAUAA
Messenger RNA from Heterobilharzia americana, 1899 nucleotides. NCBI's taxonomy places the organism in Eukaryota, Metazoa, Platyhelminthes, Trematoda, Strigeidida, Schistosomatidae. The record is from the annotation of a GenBank genome assembly.